AUGAUUCUCGCACAAAGCUUGUUCGUUUCAUCGGAAACACGCGAAUACGGAAAGAAGACCUUGCUCGGAGCAGAAGUGUUUGAGGUUGAUCCAGACGACUACAUCACAUCAGUUGAGGUGCAAUCCGACAGGAUCUUUGGGCAAAACACAUAUGUUAUCACCUGCUUAAUCUUCAAAACAGCUAAGGGGAAAACCUCACCGCCCUUUGGACUCGAGGGUGCGCAGAAAUAUGUACUCAAGGACAAGAAUGCUGGAAAACUUGUAGGAUUCCAUGGACGAGCAGGCGAAGUUCUUCAUGCUCUAGGAGCAUAUUUCGCUCCUUCGUCAAGUACUUAUUCGGGCGGUCUUACUUCUUCGAGCACUCAGCCAGCUGGAUCAGCUGCCGGUGCCAAAAAACUAGAGGCAAAAGGUGGUAAUGCGGGAAACCCAUGGGACGAUGGUCCUCAUGAUGGUGUUAAAAAAGUGUACGUAGGUCAAGGCGAGUCAGGGGUAUCGUACGUCAAGUUCGUCUAUGAGAAGGACUCUAAGGAGGUCACCGGAAAUGAUCAUGGAAAAAGGACACUACUUGCACCUGAAGAGUUCGUGCUUGAUCCAAACAAAUAUAUAACCGCUGUGGAGAUUAACUACGACAACAUAUUUGGAACUGAAUCUGAAAUUAUAACGCUGCUUAGGUUCACGACAAACAAGCGAACCUCUCCGCCUUUUGGACUUGAAGGUGCAAAAAGUGUCCUACUCAAAGAAGACGGCCACAAGAUCGUUGGGUUCCAUGGCAAAGCAGGUGCUGACAUACUUCACCAAGUUGGAGUCCAUGUCAAGCCCAUCUCCAAGUGAUCUGAGAAUGUCUUCUCUUAUGUCCCAAUGUAAUAAAGAUGAGCUAUAUGUCUAUAAAGAAAGCUCUCCUUUAGAAAUUGUCAUUGUACGUGUGUAACGGUAAGCGAAAGGUUUGAAUAAGGUAUUUCCACGUACUGUGCUUGUGUGUUCCAGUGUCUCCUUGUGUUGUAAUGGAGUUGUAACAAUGUUUAUAAGAUGUAUAAAAUCUUGGC
This is a messenger RNA of Raphanus sativus (radish), 1043 nucleotides long. RefSeq names its product jacalin-related lectin 36-like. The transcript has 3 exons. The record is from RefSeq and is a predicted model, not a curated record. NCBI's taxonomy places the organism in Eukaryota, Viridiplantae, Streptophyta, Magnoliopsida, Brassicales, Brassicaceae. Gene Ontology annotation, molecular function: carbohydrate binding. The coding region runs from base 1 to 831 and encodes 276 amino acids.